This is a messenger RNA of Entrophospora sp. SA101, 1178 nucleotides long. NCBI's taxonomy places the organism in Eukaryota, Fungi, Glomeromycota, Glomeromycetes, Entrophosporales, Entrophosporaceae. The record is from the annotation of a GenBank genome assembly.
UAGUAAAGAAGAGUCGACUAGUCCAACUUCUGAAAGCAUUACUACAACAAAUGAAAAAGAAGCUAUUAAUGAAGAAAAAGAAACUGUUUCCAAUGGUGAAAAAGAAGAAACAGAACAGAUAACUUUAAGUGUUGAAGAGACUAAAGAAGAAGAAGAAGCUAUCCAUAAAGAAGAAGAAAUAGUGCAAGAAAGUGUGCAAGAAAGUGUGCAAGAAAGUGUGCAAGAAAGUGUGCAAGAAAGUGUGCAGGAAAGCGUACAAGAAACAAGCAUACAAGAAAAUGUGCAAGAAGAAAUUGUGCAAGAAAUUGUGCAAGAAGAAACUAAGGAGAAAACACCAAAGCCUACUACUACAUCCACCACCAGUGCCACCACUACCAGUCAUAAUGCUUCUAGAACUAAAUCCCCUGCUACCAAUAAAACUAAUUCUUCUUCCCCCUCUAUUACUAAGUCUAAAAUUGGUGCUACUUCAAAUAAAUCUAAACCUACUACUACUACAUCGUCAUCGAUACAUCAAAAAUCAACAUCUAUAGAAAAAACUAAGCCAGCUGCUACCACUGCCACUAAAACAACAAAGAUCGCCCCCAAAAAAUCACCGACCACUACCACGUCUAAAAUCAGCUCGGCACCUAAAACUGGUACUUCUACUACAACCGAUGGGAAAAGUACAAAAGUUCAUCAACCUCAACGACCUACUCCCGGAGAAACACCAAAGCCUACUACUACAUCCACCACCAGUGCCACCACUACCAGUCAUAAUGGUGGACCAAAAAAAGCUAUUAAAAAACCAAGUACUAGUACUAUCGGUUCUAGUAUUAAAAAACCUUCAUCUAUUACCCCACCUUCUAAAACAAAUUCUAAAAUUGCUUCAAGUUUAAAAAAACCAACAACGCCAACAACAUCUACAACUAAAACACUUGGUACAAGUUCAGCUUCUAGAACUAAAUCCCCUGCUACCAAUAAAACUAAUUCUUCUUCCCCCUCUAUUACUAAGUCUAAAAUUGGUGCUACUUCAAAUAAAUCUAAACCUACUACUACUACAUCGUCAUCGAUACAUCAAAAAUCAACAUCUAUAGAAAAAACUAAGCCAGCUGCUACCACUGCCACUAAAACAACAAAGAUCGCCCCCAAAAGAAUUUUAAUUUCUAUAGAUUUUGGAUUGAUUAAAAAAAUCAUUGAUG